GGAAGAGUGUGCUGCUCUCUUUUAAAGCAGCAUCAUUUCUGUCAUUUUGCUUUUUAUAUGAAUGGAUUAACAUCAUGUCCUUAUUGCAGACUCAGUGAUCAAGGCAUGAGAGAGAGAGAUAAAGAACUUUUUUAGGUUUUAGAGAGAGAAAAUAACACUCAUUUAAAAAAAAAAAAAAAAAACCCUGUUUCAUCAAUGGAGUUGGAGACUGCAAAUUGGCUUUUCUGACCCCUCUUUUUUGCCUCUUCUUCAACCUCUCACUCAUUAACUUUAAGGAAAUACUUACCCUAGGUGUGAGAUGGAUUUAUCAGAAGCAACAAAAAUAUUACUUGACAGGAUUCAGAAAUUAGAACCAGAAAUAGCAACCAAAAUUAUAGGAUGUAUUCUUAUACAAGAUCAUGGUGAAAGGGAAAUGAUAAGGCUAGCUUAUGCUCCUGAACAGUUUAUAGAAAAUUUGGUACAGAAAACUAAGCUACAGCUUGGGUAUCUCUCAAAAUCCCCUGUUUCGUCCUCCUUAUCUUCUCCUGUUUCCAUCAACCCUUCACCAGUUUCGGAUGUGUCGAUGAAUUACAUGCCGUUUUCACCCAACGGCUCUAGACCCUACUCGUCUCCAACUGCAUUUCCGGUCCGACAUGCACCCUAUUGGGACCUGCAGUCUCUGACACCCGAGCAACAAUCGAUUCUGAGUUCUGAUUUUCAAUCAUAUGGAGACUCAAUUGCAGAAGAUUUCUGUCUUCAGAAUCAGGGUCAGUUCAUGGGGUUUGAUGAACAAAUGGACUCAACAAAUUUUCCUGGUGAUGUUUAUUAUGGUGAUGCUGCAUUGAGUAAUCUGAGAAGUCGUCGAUCACCAAAUUUGUCGGAUUUGCCUACCAAAAUGUGCCAUUAUUUUAGCAAAGGGUUUUGUAAACAUGGGAGUAGCUGCCGUUAUUCGCAUGGACCAGAUAGUUUCCAAACACUUUAUAGUCCAAAUGAACUUGGGCUUGAUGAUCAUAUAUUUUCCCCUGGCUCACUAGAAAAACUGGAGCUUGAGAUAAGUGAACUCUUAAAAUCAAGGAGGGGGAAUCCUGUUUCUAUUGCUUCACUUCCCAUGUUGUUUUAUGAGAAGUAUGGAAGAACCCUUCAAGCUGAUGGCUACCUCACUGAGAGUCAGAGGCAUGGUCGAGCUGGUUAUAGCUUGACCAAACUUCUUGCUCGAUUGAAGAGAAUUCGGCUAAUUGAUAGAGCACACGGACAACAUGCAGUCAUCUUAACUGAAGAUGCUUCUAAAUACAAUUUGGAUAAUCGAACUGAAAGGAAUGAUCCAGGUCCAAUUGUCAGUGGAUCUCGGCAGAUAUACUUGACAUUUCCUGCAGAGAGCACAUUCACUGAAGAAGACGUAUCCAACUAUUUCGGCACUUUCGGUGCUGUUGAAGAUGUUAGGAUCCCUUGCCAACAAAAGCGCAUGUUUGGAUUCGUGACUUUUGCAAGUGCAAAUACCGUCAAGACUGUUUUGGCUAAAGGAAACCCACAUUUUGUUUGCGGGUCUCGUGUUCUUGUUAAACCUUAUAGGGAGAAAUCGAAGCUUGUCGACAGGAAGUUCAUGGAGAAAAAUGAUCACGGUAUGUAUUACCCUGGAAAUUAUUUGGAGCUAGAACCUGACUUUCACCCUAUGCCUAGAUGUGAGGCCCCGAGGUUUCUAAGGAGGCAACUUAUGGAAGAGCAGGAGCACGCUAUUGAAAGGGAAAGGAGACGCAUCUCUGAAUUGCAGCUUGGACGUAAAAAUAUGAUCAAUCGGCAAUUCAUGGGCUAUGGCAUGGAGGAGCUAAGUGCUUUUGAAGAUCAUUCGAAAAUAUCAAGUGCCGAAGAAUACCACUAUCUGCUGGAUGUUUUCAAUAACUGCAGUCUAACUGAUGACAGAUUGAAUAAUCUGAGCCCUGACUACACCGAUCAAGAAAGCAGCCAGGGGAUUGAUCUUCCGGAGAGCCCCUUUGCGUCAACAAUGGGAAACGGCAUUUCUACAGUCAUCUAGAUUUCCAGCAAAACAGGAGAAAAAUAAUUAUAUAGAGGGGAAAAAAAGUAGGAAUACUGCGAUUCAAUGGUUCGGUUCUUUGGUUUCCAAUAUAGAACAAUUACAUUUCUUUUGGUUAGCUGCCGUUCCCAAGUCCCUGUUAGUUUGAAGUCUUUUAGCAAAAGUACAUAACAGAAAGGCUAAAAGAAGACGAUUACGAUAAAAAAAACAAGUCAAGUAAGAAGUCUGAAGCAUCAUCUCCUCCCUGCUGAAUUUGGUUGAAGGAGUUUGAAAUAGAAAAAAGAAGAUUAUGAAUACACAAAAUGAAGACGGCCAUUUAUGUAAGAAGGUUUGCACAGGUUUUUUUUUUUUUUUUUUUUGCUUUUUACGACAGAAGGCGGAAGAAGAAUUUCCGAAAUAUGUCAGUAGAAAACAUUUACUAGUAUUCUUAUAGUGUUUUGGUAGAAGAAGAAAAACAAAGAAUGAAUUAACUUUUUCUAGGGUUUUCGUUAUGCCUGGUGUUUUCAGAGAGCUGAAGAUCUGUUUCAUUUCCUCUGUGAGACCUCAGCAAUAGAUGCAAAGUAACAUUUUCAUUAAUUGCAUAUUACUUGAUAUCUGAUGAAUAGAAUAUUAGCUUUUGUUAUUA
Spinacia oleracea (spinach) is the source of this 2633-nucleotide messenger RNA. RefSeq names its product zinc finger CCCH domain-containing protein 18. Bases 299 to 2008 code for a protein of 569 amino acids. The record is from RefSeq and is a predicted model, not a curated record. The transcript is spliced from 8 exons. Gene Ontology annotation, molecular function: RNA binding; metal ion binding. NCBI's taxonomy places the organism in Eukaryota, Viridiplantae, Streptophyta, Magnoliopsida, Caryophyllales, Amaranthaceae.